This is a messenger RNA of Galendromus occidentalis (western predatory mite), 4338 nucleotides long. RefSeq names its product nuclear factor of activated T cells 3. Gene Ontology annotation, molecular function: DNA-binding transcription factor activity, RNA polymerase II-specific; transcription factor binding; RNA polymerase II cis-regulatory region sequence-specific DNA binding. Gene Ontology annotation, cellular component: transcription regulator complex. Lineage: Eukaryota; Metazoa; Arthropoda; Arachnida; Mesostigmata; Phytoseiidae. The record is from RefSeq and is a predicted model, not a curated record. Gene Ontology annotation, biological process: regulation of transcription by RNA polymerase II.
AUGACUUUGAAAAACUCAACUAUCGGAACGAUGGACAGACAUCAGCAAUCCGUAAGCCCCGCAGGCGAAGAGGGAGGUGGGGUCAGUUCCACGACGCCUUCGUACCGCGUGACGCCUCACAUAGACGCUAGCUGCGAUGCGUCUACGGUUCAUGGCCCGGCGAUGCUCAACGGCCCCUCGACGAUGCCAGGCAUGGAGCCGUCACAUAGCUCGAAACCCCUGCUGAAUGUGAACGGGGCGAAUGGCAUGGUGGGCCCGAACGAGACUCAAGAGCCCUCGACCAUGAUGUUCAAGCUCUUCAACAUGACGAUGACCGAGGAGAGCCAGAAAGCCAAAACGUUCCACCAACAGAUCCACCUGCCCCCCCAGGAAAAGGUUGACAUCAUUGCUGACUCAACAGCGGCAGGCUACGUCGAUGAGAGCAGGUCUUCGAGUAACGAGAGCCUCACUCGACAAAGUCAGACAGCUUCGAGUCAGGGAGCUGGCACCGUUUCCAUGCUGAGUGUUGACAACGAAGAAGCUACAUUGGGUUCGGAGCUUUCGGAACGUCGUUUGGGUCCACUCGAGGAGGAGAACGUGAGAAACCGGGACCUCACCUUCGAGGCUGCUCUGAGAACACUCAUGCAGCAGCAAGCGAACGGCGGCGCUGCUCCCGUCGACGAAGUGCGUACGCUAGCGGCUUCCACUAGCAAUGCGACCAGUCAGAAGACUCGAUUGAACAGUCUGAAUCUCAUUCUUCAACAACACCACUACAAUAAUCGUAAUGUCCCGAGAAGGAAGGUUCUCGCGGGGGGAGCCGGAUACCGACAGAGACAGGUUGCGUUGCAACGGAGUUCGCCUUCUGUCAGCUUGAGACCGCAUAAGGUUCCGCCAGCGAAACAGGCGCAGAGCGCUACGGGUGGAACGUCACGUUCGUCGCUUGUCUAUCAUUUGGCGCAGUCCAGUACCGCUGAGGAAACUAUCAGUCUUUACAACGUGCACCCGAACAAGCUCAAGGGCGGCUUAGAGCUCAAGAUCGUACACCAGCCGGAAGAACAGCAUCGAGCGAGAUAUCUCACGGAAGGAAGCCGUGGGGCCGUGAAAGAUAGAACUGGGAAUGCCUUUCCGACCGUCAAGUUGACCGGAGCAGAUCAAGGAGGUCGACUGCUCGUUUUUAUCGGCACCGAUCAAGGCCGUCCCAUACCGCACAUGUUCUACCAAGCCAGCAAAGUCUGCGGUAAAAACUCCACUCCAUGUGAGGAGUUGCGCAUCGAGGGCACCACGGCCAUACAAAUUGUUGUCCCGCCGCAACCGGUCGGCAGCGCUGGACCUUCAGCGCGGGAAAUCUCAGUGGAUUGUGUGGGGAUCCUCAAGGAACGGAACGUAGACGUUGAGAAGCGUCUUAUCCGAUAUGGACCUCGUGCGUCCAACCAGGCGUUCGCCGAGAACGUCAACGCCAGCAAGAAGAGGAGCACGAAGUGUCGACUGGUAUUUCGUUUUGUCCUAGAGAACGGAGUAACCCUUCAGACUGCUUCCGCUCCGAUACUUUGCACCCAACCACCGGGUGCGCCCGAAGUCAGCAAGAAGUCAUUGUCAGCCGUCUCUUGCGAUUGCGGCCCAUCGGACGCCGAGCUCUUCAUCAUCGGGAAGAACUUCUUGAAAGAUACAAAAGUCAUUUUCCGUGAGGUGAGAGCGAUUGUCCACAGUUAUUCUAUCAUGUAUCUCCGGAAUUGCCUAGGAAUGCGUUGACAAGCAGAAUGAGCUCGGUUGGAUUUCAAUAACUUAUCAUUCCAGGUUGUGGAUGGUCGCAUUUGUUGGCAAAAUAGUGUGAUACCAGAGAAGGAGUUUCUUCAAACCACGCAUCUGAUUUGCCAAGUGCCUCCCUACAUGGAUAGAAAUAUCACUCAACCCGUAGAGGUGGAACUCGUGGUCGCCAGCGGAGGCCGAUUCUCGGACCCAUCCACGUUCGUCUAUUUGCCUCGACAAGCCGAAAAAGCUCAAAUUAUCAAAAUUCAACCGCAACAGCACUCGCCCACUCCUCCGAAUGGUCAAAACAACGGUAAAGCAGAGAAUUUCGAUGCGCCAUCGAAUCCAACCGCAACGACGCUGUUGCCCAAGACACCUCAAGCUUCUUCAGCGAUACUCCAGAUUCCCGUUCUCUCAGGAGCCUCCACGUCCACGUCGGUCUCACCGGCCGCCUCGGCCCCCAGCUCGCAACCGACGAUACAAUUCGUCGUGGUUCCCACAGCCAGCCAAGCCCAGGCGGUCCUGAACCUGAUUGCAAGCAAUACGACCGGUCAUGCAGCUGUUCAAAAUCCUGUGAAUGCGGCCGCCCCCCAAGCCUCGCAGAACCAGGAUCAAGCCGGCAAGAGUUUCGAGAACUUCAAUCAGAAUUCCGCGGAAACCCUAAUCGGAUCCGACAAUGGAAUCAAACGAAAAAUCUCCGACCAUGAUCUCAAGCCACCAGACAAGAGAAUUCCGGAAUUCUUGCCGGAGCCAGUAGUCACUGUGUUAGAGGACCAGAUGCUCACAACCACCAGCCCUCUGCAGACCGGAGUGCCUCAAAAACCAACACAGAACACCAUGUCUCCCCCGAAUCCCGCCUCGAACUGGAACGGGCAACAAACUCAGAACAACGCAGAUGUCCAGGUCGUCUGGGCUGACACGAAACAGCCGAUGUCUGCGACCGACCAAGCCGCCAUACAGCAUAUCGCUACUUCGUUGGCCGCAAGUGCCCAGAACAUGGAAGAUGCCACUGACGACGUUCUGAUGAAGAAGCAGAAACCGAACGGAGUUUUCGGCAACUCCAUCAUGCAGCAGCCCCAGCAGUCUUUUGCACCUGUCAUGGCUCAAAGCCAGAGCUCACCUGAGGGCUCGUGCUUCAGUACUGACCAAAGCUUCGGUCAACAGAGUCAAAUCGGGAACUCACCGAUGCAGACCCAGUUCCCGCAGUUCGCGCGGAUGCCCUCGACGCCAGUCGCAUCCGCUCAAAAUAAGGCGCCAGUCGGCUCGGCGUUUUCGCCGCAGGACACGUCCAGUUCGCCCCACAGUCAGUUCUCGAAUAGCUCGCUGGGAAACGGGAGCUUCCAAAAUGUCCAACCGCAGAGCUCCCCGUUUGCCCCGAGCAACGGUCUGGCCUCGUCCCCCGGAGAGUCUUCGCUGGCGAUGACACCGCAGUCGACGCAACAGACGACCCAGACCCAAGUCAAUCAGCAAGCUACAUCUCAACAGAACUCGUUCGAUAAUGUCUUCAGUCGAAUCGCGGUCGCAGCCGCGGUCAACAAUCAAUUCGGCACGUCAACCGUCACGCCAAUGGAUUGCCAGUGCGCUGCAUCGAACGCCGAAGUCCCAAUGAACGUAGAUUCGCCGAAUGGCGCGCUUUCUGCAACGUCCACCGCGAACCAGCAAUUCGUUCAGCAGGUCGCUCCGAUUACGUCGACUCAGACCAUGAUAACGUCCUCGGGGGAACUCAUAACACAGAGCGUGCCUUGCGCAGGACAAAUGGUCACGCAAUCCGUGCAGGUGACGUCUCCUGUUCAGGCCGCUCAGAUGGUCGCUUCGCCGCAAUCGAUCGCAGCUUCUCCGAACCAAAUCAGUCAGUUGGAGGGUGUUUCGCCCUCGAAUCAAAUGGGGGGCAUGGCUCAACCCGUACUUAACGGCGCCAAUCUUCUCGAGAGCCAUUCCACGAGCCAAAAUUUUGGAAUGCAGCAGCAGCAGCAACAGCAGAGCACACGCAACACGUCGCAGCAGAACACCCUUCCAGCUCACCAAAACGGUUUGGCUGAAAGCGCAGCCUUCGGUCAGCACGCAUUCACCAACAUGACUCCUCCACCGUUGAAUCUGACUCCGAGUCAGAAGAUGGACCUUCAACAUUUCGUCGUGCCGACAAAUCCGACUGCGGAGUCGCAGUCAGUCAGCAAUGUCGCUUUGGCCAACCAACUUCUCGCCUCCAAUGGAAUCUCUUUCCCACGGACGGUGAGCUCUCAGUCGCCGAGCGCUGUUCCCGGCUUCGCUCAGCAGGUCGUCGAUCAAAUGUCCCAACAGCAUAAGGACCGAGGCCAUAUGAACAUGGACACUUCGAUGGGUCUCGAGAAAUCUCAAACAAACGGCGCCAUGAACCAGGCGAUCCAGGCAAGCAUCCAGCAGAACCACGUGGCUCCGAAAAUCAUUGCGCAAAAUCAACAGCAGCAGGUGUUAAAUCAACAGAUGGAAUGUCAGCUGCAGUCCAUGUCCAUGUUGCCCGAGAACGAGUUGAUUCGGAUCAUUAACCCCGACAGUUUCGUCGAGCGAUCCCAAAACCAACAGAACUCGUCGCUCCAAGCGAUGCAGCAGGGCUCAACAGGACCGCCGAUGUUCUGA